This is a messenger RNA of Aspergillus ochraceoroseus IBT 24754, 615 nucleotides long. RefSeq lists its product as uncharacterized. The record is from RefSeq and is a predicted model, not a curated record. The transcript has 5 exons. The coding region runs from base 1 to 615 and encodes 204 amino acids. Lineage: Eukaryota; Fungi; Ascomycota; Eurotiomycetes; Eurotiales; Aspergillaceae.
AUGCUUUUAAAAUGCGAGGCCUGUGAUAACGGAGAUAAGUCAGCCUUCAUCCCUAACGAAUUAAUCAUCCUCCAACUGCUGGGACCAAGCAUCAAAUACUACGUUUUCAACUACCGUCUACCUUUCCUGGGUAGUUUGGAGGAGUGCGCUGUUGAUAUUUCGCCCUCUGCGACAUCUUGGCACCGUCGAAGCUUCGCCGCAAGAUCUAAUUCCAGCAGACGGGCAGUCGUUGAACCCCUCGAUCUUUGCCCUCGUACCCGUCUCCCCCCGCCUCUCCUCGCCCCCUGGGAGCGCGACGUAAACUUUUCAUUUCGUGAUCCACUUCAUCUGCUCGUUGUCGAUUUUGUUGAUCGAAGGGGCGCGAAAGUUGCUUUUCCACUGGCCACACCUCUUGUUCACCAAACACCCCUUGGUAUUUCAACUGCAAGUGAGCCCGAGAGGGAUCCUGGUGCGGGCUCCGAUUUAUUAAUCUGGCGUGACCCGAGCCCUGAGAAACGGAUCAAAUUGUGUACACGCGCAGAAACCCUGCUUUCGAAUAGCGAUAACCCGUUUCUUGCUCCCUACGAUAUCUUGGAACCAUUUCAUUUGCCUUGCUAUUUGGUGGAUUAUCUCUAG